AUGUACUGUAUGUUUGAAUACAGCUACAAGUCACGCAACAAGCAGCAGCACGGCUGGAUUCAGCACAUCACCUCACUACCUCACGACUUCCAACAUUAUUCUCUUUCAAUGUCAGACAGGAGAAUUGUCAUUCUGGGAAAAACUGGAGCUGGGAAAAGCAGCCUGGCUAACACCAUAUUUGGAGAGGAACAGUUUAAGGUCUAUGAUACUUCCAAAUCUGGAACGGGGGCCUGUCGAGCAGAAAGCAGAUCUGUCAAUGGGAGACUCACCACUUUGAUCGACACUCCUGGUUUCUUCGACACAGAUAGACCUGAGGAGGAGCUGAAGUGUGAGAUACUGAGGUGCAUCAUAGAGUGCGCUCCUGGGCCUCAUGCUUUUCUCAUUGUGCUUAAAGUGGAGAAAUUCACAGAGCAGGAGCAGGAUGUCAUCGACAAAAUCAAUGACUACUUCUCUGAAGAAGUCUUCAAAUAUGCAACAAUCGUCUUCACUCAUGGUGACCAGCUGGAGGGACAGACAAUUGAGGAAUUUGUCCAUCAGAAUAAGUCAUUGAGUGAUCUGGUGAAGAAGUGCAGAGACCGCUGCCACGUCAUUGAUAAUAAAUACUGGAAAGACAACCAACAGGAUGAAUACAGGAGCAAUAAAUACCAGGUGAAGAAGCUACUUGACACACUAGACAAGAUAACUGAGGCAAACAAAGGAGGCUGCUACACCAAUGAGGUGCUACAAGCAGUGGAGAAAGAAAUACAGAAAGAGGAGGAGCUCAUUAGACAGUCAUCAGGAAACAUGUCAGAGGAAGAGAUCACACAGCAGGCGAAAGACAGCGUAUGGAAGAAGCUUUGGAUCAAACUGGCAGGUUUUGAAUUAGGUGUAUUGUUGGGUGCUUUGUCUGGUGUGGGAGCGAGUCUUAUAUUCAUAUUGCUGAAGAUGAGGUAG
Molecule: messenger RNA, 933 nt
Organism: Epinephelus moara (kelp grouper)
Lineage: Eukaryota; Metazoa; Chordata; Actinopteri; Perciformes; Serranidae
Product: GTPase IMAP family member 7-like
Exons: 2
Coding region: 1-933 (310 amino acids)
Molecular function (GO): GTP binding
Source: RefSeq, a predicted model, not a curated record